AUGCCAUCUCCUACUGCUUAUCUGAAACUGGGUCACAGGAAGCAGCUGAAGCUGAUCUGCCUACUUCCUGCCACUGACCGAGCUGCAGUGCACCGGCCCCUUAUGGCCUUUCUGACAGGUGCUGAGCCCAUGGGUAACUGGGAACACCCUGACCAGGACACAAACCCCAGCCUCCUGCACCAAAUAAAUGGGCUUAAGGCACACCUACGCAUCCACAGUGGACAAAGGCCAUAUCUCUGUGGCCAGUGUGGGAAGACUUUCAUCAGAAAGGAUGUGCUUAAAAUCCACCAAUGUAUCCACAGUGGAGAAAGACCAUAUGACUGUGAACAGUGUGGGAAGACUUUCACCCAGAUGAGUAGCCUUAAGUCACACCUACGCAUCCACACUGGAGAAAGACCAUAUGAGUGUGACCAAUGUGGGAAGACUUUCACCCACAUGCAUCAGCUUCAGAUACACCUACGCAUCCACACUGGAGAAAGACCAUAUCACUGUGACCAGUGUGGGAAGACUUUCAUCAGAAAGGCGUUGCUUAAAAUCCACCAAUGCAUCCACAGUGGAGAAAGACCAUAUGAGUGUGAACAGUGUGGGAAAACUUUCACCCAGAUGGAUAACCUUAAGAGACACCUACGCAUUCACAGUGGAGAAAGACCAUAUCACUGUGAACAGUGUGGGAAGACGUUCACCCAAAUGAAUCACCUUAAGAUGCACCUACGCGUCCACAGUGGAGAAAGACCAUAUAACUGUGACCAGUGUGGGAAAACUUUCACCCAGAUGAAUGGGCUUAAGACACACCAACGCAUCCACAGAGGAGAAACACAUCGAAACAGUUUGAGUGUUACCAAUGUGAACAAAGACUCUUGCCACACUCUGCUCUCUCCUACCAUCAACACAGAUGUGAAUCAUCGUCUAGACCAAACAAAACCUCAGCAUCAGAUGACAACAAGAAACGCAGUGUCUGAACCAGCAGCACUGACUUCUUCUGACAACAUCAAACUUAAAAACCUCCAGAUCUGGCUCCAUAGAGUCCAGAUGUAAGGCACACCUAUGCACCCACAGAGGAGAAAAGCCAUAACACUGUGACCGGUGUGGGAAGGCUUUCAAAGAUAGAUAGAUAGGUAGAUAGAUAGGUAGAUAGAUAGAUAG
This is a messenger RNA of Sphaeramia orbicularis (orbiculate cardinalfish), 1143 nucleotides long. Its product is annotated as zinc finger protein 239-like. Gene Ontology annotation, cellular component: nucleus. The record is from RefSeq and is a predicted model, not a curated record. Lineage: Eukaryota; Metazoa; Chordata; Actinopteri; Kurtiformes; Apogonidae. The coding region runs from base 1 to 1035 and encodes 344 amino acids. The transcript has 3 exons. Gene Ontology annotation, molecular function: RNA polymerase II cis-regulatory region sequence-specific DNA binding; DNA-binding transcription factor activity, RNA polymerase II-specific. Gene Ontology annotation, biological process: regulation of transcription by RNA polymerase II.